Molecule: messenger RNA, 1509 nt
Organism: Lachancea nothofagi CBS 11611
Lineage: Eukaryota; Fungi; Ascomycota; Saccharomycetes; Saccharomycetales; Saccharomycetaceae
Source: the annotation of a GenBank genome assembly
AUGAGCCUUGUUCUUUAUGAACUACUGCUGACUUUGGUUGUGAAGGUUGUGUUCUGUCAGCAGUUCUGGCCUUCUCUUUCCGCGGGGCCUCAAUUAGCCUUACGUUCACAAAGAGAUGCUGGUACCAACAUUAGCAUCGACCAGGUGUCACUCACAGGUGUUUAUCUCAACAAUGCUGCCAUCGCGGGUGACAAUAAUAACGGCAGUGAGGCACUUGACAUUUUUAGUCAUUUAUUAGGAGUGGGAGUUCAAUCUUACGUUAUAGAACUGAACAGCAGUGAUAAUAUGAACCUGAGCCUCUCAAAUUCGAACACAAGUUUUGGUUCGGUUUUAACAUCCCUGAAACAAUAUGUUGCUGAUAGUAACAAUGUCUUGAAUGCUAACAUGCUAGUAUUGUUGCUACGGCUUGCUCCUGCUGACACGAAGUCUAACUCAACUACACCCACCAACAACAUUACAGCAGAGCUGGAAUCAAACUUGGGACUUUCAACUCUAUAUACCCCACUGCAACUGGCCAGCGAUCGCGCAGCCGGUUUGACUCAGAACUACAAGGGGAAAGAUAGUAGCCAGGGCUGGCCGACCAUGGACUAUUUUCUUUACAGGCUUCAAAAGAGAGUUUUAGUGGCUUAUAUUGACUCCAAUACGUCAGCAAGGUUGCCGAGUGAAUAUGUUUUUGACAGUCAUAUUUUGAACUACGAAACAAACAACGCCACAAAUUCUUGCCCAUUAUAUCAAGAGUCCGGGCUUACUACUACCGCGAACGAAAGCUGGCGGUUUUUGGAAAGCCAGUUUCUUCCUAGCGACAUUCACGAAUACAUCAUGUGUGGUUACUCUCCAAUAGUAAGUAAUGAAUACACUAAGGACUCCAUAUCUUCCAUCUCAGGUCUGCUGCAAAACAGCUUGCUAUGGUCAUGGGCGUACAAUGAACCAAACACAUACGAGCCUGUGAAGAGCAACUCAACAUCGCUUGUAGCCCGUAGAUGUACGGUGGUCAAUUAUAUGGAGUCAAACUCCACGAGUAGUUGGGUGGUGGCCAAUUGUUAUGAUAAAAAGCGCUCUGUUUGCCGACAUAAAGACAAUGUAUUUGACUGGGUCAUUUCAAAAUUGAGUGAUGAUUACUUUUCGACUCAUGAGGAUAGUGAUAAUGACGUUUGUCCUACUAAUUAUACGCUUUCAUUCCCACAAACGCCGCUACAAGAAAUGGCCUUGAACAAUUACCUUCGUAAUUCUGCGUCAUCUGACCUCGAGGCAUGGAUAGAUCUCAAUUCAGUCUCUGUUCCUGACUGUUGGGUCCCUGGCGGACCUUAUGCGUCAUGUCCCUACCAAAAAGACGUUUCGGCCCGAAGUUUUGUUGGCAUUAUAACACCCGUUAGUGUAUUUUCAACAGCUACUAUUGUGCUGCUGAUCAUUCUCACCUGGCGCAAGGUGCCCAUUCAAGACAAUCGUAAACGUUGGAAAAAGGUCAUCCAUUUGCACUCAACUACAGAGACCGACGGGGUUCCUUCAUAA